Messenger RNA from Bombyx mori (domestic silkworm), 1088 nucleotides. Its product is annotated as dynein light chain roadblock-type 1. Gene Ontology annotation, cellular component: cytoplasmic dynein complex; cytoplasm. The record is from RefSeq and is a predicted model, not a curated record. Gene Ontology annotation, biological process: microtubule-based movement. The coding region runs from base 591 to 983 and encodes 130 amino acids. NCBI's taxonomy places the organism in Eukaryota, Metazoa, Arthropoda, Insecta, Lepidoptera, Bombycidae. The transcript is spliced from 8 exons. Gene Ontology annotation, molecular function: dynein intermediate chain binding.
AGAUUCACAUUUCGUGACGCAUUUUCUAAAAAAACACAUUAUUAAUUUUUUAUCAAUUUUGUAUUUUAUGAAAUAUUUCAACACUUUCUAUUAAGUAUGUCGAUUCAGUACAAGAAGAAAAUCAACAAGUGCAAAAUGCCAAAGGAAUUCAAGGAGCAGGUAAUCAAGACAGUAACUAGGAUUGAAGAGAGUCACAACGUUGUUGGAGUUCUGUAUCUGUCAAAAGACGCAGUCCAAAUGUACACAUUGCCAGAAACGGUCGCGCAGGUCCUAUGCAGAAACCUGCCACCGCUCAACGCGAGUAUGCAACGAGCCGUUACUGAAAUCAUGGUGGGACGAGCACUACUGCUUGAUACCACAAAGCUCGUAUUUUGUUUACCGAAUUCACCCGAACGUUCCCGAACUUUGCCAAUGACAUUAACAACCAACAGGAUAUCGAAGACACGUUGGUCGCGUAUAGAAUCGAAACGAAAACAUCAGAAGUUUUAGUGGCAUCAGAUCUUGAUUUCACGGCGUGCGUCGUCCACAGGAUCAAGAGGAAACAUAAAAAGAAUUUGAUCUAAUAACAAGAUUCUUUUGUUUGAAUCGAGAUGAAGAUAGUCAGGGCUAUGUUACAUGAAGAUGGAGACGAAUGGCUCGUUAAUUUAUCAGCAAAAAUAAAUAAUAUCAACCCGGUAAUAGACAGAAUAAUGGAAGACGAAUCUGUUGAGGGCGUUAUCAUGACGAAUAAAGACGGAUGUCCGAUAAUGACAAAUGUGAAUGCAGCCGGUGCCACGAACUACGCCUUGGCUCUGCACAGAUUCGGUGUUAUGGUACAAACUUGCGUCAAGGAAAUGGAUCCUUUCGACGCAGUACUAGUAAUGCGUUUGCAUACGAAAAAGAAAGAAAUCAUGGUGGUCCCGGAUCCGUCCUUCAACAUAAUCGUGUUACAGCAAGCGAGACAAAAGAUCAAGAAAAAUUCUGAAAAGCAAUUCAUUUCAUGAUGUUUAAACAUUCACGAGUGUUAUAAAUACUAUUUUUUUUGUUGUACAACAUAAAAUUUAGGUAACUUCUUUAUUUUCUAAAUAAAAAUACCUAUUACCUAUUGA